GUGAGGAAAGAGUGGUGAGCAAAACCUGGUACUUCUCCUGAUCAAGUGUAGAAUUGCGAUUCUGGAGAGGGAUUUUUGUGCGUCCCGUCACGUCGAGAGCUAGUGGGAUUUUUAUCUCUUCUGCUGUGCACGUGUUAUUAAGGAAAUAGGGAUUAGACGAAGAUAAGGCGAUAUUGGAGGUGUGUGGUGCAUUUUGUGGGUUAAGAGAGUCGUUGAGAUCUGAAGGAAAUUAACAGAUAAGUUCAUAUGAACUGAAGUGAAGAAGGAACGAUUUCGCAAUCAUCGACUUGAAUGAGAAAUGAUCAGAGAUCCGCCGCUUGCAGCGUGCAUUGUUGAGCAGCUCCUCUUCCUAUUCGUUACAUCAGUUCCAGCUAUUUGCUACCGCGCUCACAUUCCUCUGAGGAUCAAUAUGCUUCAUAUUCCAACGUCAAUAGUCACAGGAGACGACGUGAAGCUGCGCUGCGGAUACGAGCUAGGAAAUGAGACGCUUUACGCAGUGAAGUGGUACAAGAACAUGGGAGAAUUCUACCGAUAUGUGCCAGCCUCCAAUCCGCCUCUAAAGAUAUUCCCACAAGUAGGAAUUGACGUAGAUAUGGAUAAAUCAGAUCACAACACUGUUUACCUUCGAAAUCUCAGCCUGGAAAGCUUUGGAAACUACACCUGCCAAGUCUCAACGGACAGACCUUUCUUCCGAUGUGUACAGACAACUCGACAUUUGGAAGUUCUCGUUCCCCCUUCUGAUGGCCCUAUUUUGAUGGAAGAGAAGUCUGAUUAUGAGUUGGGAGAUAAUGUGUCAAUUUUGUGCAAUUCAGGAAAAUCCAAGCCAGCUCCAGAGCUGAAGUGGUACAUAAAUGACCAGUUGGCUCAUUCAGAACUAUCUGACCAAGAGACUGUAGUCUAUCCGGACCAAUUGGAAAGUACAAGUCUAGCACUUAGAUUUCGCCUUAAACCAGAUGUUCUGCAUAAUGGAAAAGUUGUCUUGAAAUGUGUAGCUUCUAUCAAUCACAUGCAUUCUAUGACAGUCAAGGAGAUAAGAGCUUCAGGAGCUGAGCAAAGGGAACUCAGUACUUUUUUGCUUGCACUGGUCAUUUUAAUUAUAGUUAUUCAAAUCAAAACAAAGUGCACCAAACAUCCAUUGUGAGCUCCAAUACACGUAAUAAAUAUUAUCCUGUUAACAGACUCUAUAGGAUAAAGUCCGUUAAUUCAUUAUUUUAAAGAAAGAAGAUCAAGCCAAUAAAAGAAAGGGAGCAGCGAAAAUAAUAUGAGUGUAAUUGUCAAGUGUGCCUUCUUUGCUUGUUCCCAAUUCCAUCCUGAUGUUUUCCACUUAUGAAGAAACUUCCACUGGAAAUGUCCGGUUAAUGAAUGAGAAAAUUUGACUGAAGUGUAAAUAAGUUUGUUUUUUGUUAUUUUGUCCCCGAGUGCUUUAUGUAAUUACCGGAUACGAAAGUCUUGCCUUUUAAAAUGUUUUUUUCUGAUUUUUCUUCUUAAUAAUUCUUCAUCAAGAGUUUAAUCUAAAGUUAUUUUGAAGUAUGGUUUGAAGAAAUGAGCAUUGUAAUCUUGUGCGAUAAUACAUUGUAGCAUUUUAGAAAGUAUUACAUUGUAAUAUUGUGCUCUGUUGCGCAAAACCAAAGAUUUUCGUUUAUCAUUUCCAAAGAUUUUUAUAAAGUCAAAGAUUUUCAUUUGUGAUUUUUAAAGAAUUUCAUAAAAUCAAAGGUUUUUAUUUAAAUGUAUGAAAGAUGAAUCUUGUUAUUAUGUUCUUGUUUUGAAGGUUAACUAUUUAUAUCGUAAUCAACCGCAUUUAUUGCUAUGGAAUAUAUUUUGCCAGUCUGGAAGAGGUAAUUACAUUUUUCUGUUUCUCUUAAAGUUAUUUUUUCUUUUUUUCAUGAUAUAAGUAAGA
Uloborus diversus is the source of this 1897-nucleotide messenger RNA. RefSeq lists its product as uncharacterized. The record is from RefSeq and is a predicted model, not a curated record. The transcript is spliced from 7 exons. The coding region runs from base 299 to 1141 and encodes 280 amino acids. Lineage: Eukaryota; Metazoa; Arthropoda; Arachnida; Araneae; Uloboridae.